Molecule: messenger RNA, 1146 nt
Organism: Actinia tenebrosa (Australian red waratah sea anemone)
Lineage: Eukaryota; Metazoa; Cnidaria; Anthozoa; Actiniaria; Actiniidae
Source: RefSeq, a predicted model, not a curated record
AUAACGCUGUUGAAGUUUUGAUGUUCUCAUUUGCACUAGAGCUAGAACGCUAUAGACUGCCUUGGAAACGACACGUAAGCACAGAAAAUGUCUAGCCACAAAAAAAUUCUUUUCCCCGUUGAUGGAAGCGUCCAUAGUGAACGAGCCUUUGACUAGGAUAAAGCGGAAUUUGGAGGUAUGGAGUGUCCGCAAAAGUCGACUGUUCAAACACAGACGUACCCUUAAUCUUCAACGGUACUUGGCGCACUUUAUGCAAGAUAACGAUGAAAUGAUAUUCCUUCACGUCCAUCAUACACUUGAAAACGUACCUCAACAGACGACGCACGAAUCAGAUGAAGAGGCAGAGUGCAGCUACCAUGAUAUGUUAGAAAUAAAACAUGCAGCUGAGAAGAAAUCAAGACCUAUAAUGGAAAGAUUCGAAAAAAAAUGCAUUCAGUCUAAGGUUCGUCACAGAACGAUGGUUGCCUUUGGAAGUCCCAGUAAAGAAAUCUGUCAGACGGCAGCCAAUGAGUGCGUCUCGUGUAUCGUCAUGGGAAACCGAGGUCUUGGUGUGUUCAGACGAUCUGUUUUGGGUAGCGUUAGUGACAGCGUUAUACACAAGUCACGUAUUCCAGUAAUGCUCGUACCUCCAGCUUAGUAASGCAAUGCGAUUGUCACUCGGGUUUGCUACAUACUUUCUACACUGAUAUUUCAAAUCCUUAACAAGGAAUGAAACUUCUAGACCAGGAAUCGCCAGGCCUGUGUCAUUGGCCUAUGAAGACUGGGGUGGAGGAUGAGACAUGAUUUGGUGAGGAAUCUCGACGAACGAAGAUGCCGAGAGGGCGAUUCUGGGAAUUCAAAUAGGAAUUCGAGAAAGUAGAAGAUCCGAAYUCGGCAAUAAUCAUCUCUAUUUUUUAUAUGGCCUGUAUUUAUAAUAUAAACCUUACGUAGAAGUCAUAAUAAUUAUUAAUUAUUGUCACUAAUAUAUUGUUUCUAUUAUCAAUAUUACUACUUAAGUGAACUACUUAAUUAAACCCCCAGACCCCCGUGACAGGCUGGAGAAUUUAACAUUCAUGUAGUGUUAAACUACACUUUGAGCACUUUCCCCCAGUCCCUGGGUAAAGAUUUGCCGUUAAAAUUAUUAAAGUUGUUGCUGUUAAAUUUUGA